UUUGUUUGCCUCUUAUUCUUAUUCUUUAAUUUCUUCUUGUUAUUCUUCUUCCUCCCUCGUUCUUCUUUCUUUUCCUUUGUAUUCUUUUCUUCUUCUCUCUUCCCUUUCGUCUCCAUGCUUUCUGAUUACUUCUCUUCGUCUGCUGCCAGAAAGACAGAAGUGUAUUUUUAAAUGUAUCAGCGCCUCAGUUUUUGCCUGUUUGAAAAGCCUUUAUCACAAGUUGCUGAGAUUUUCACGGACUGUCCUGUGAUUCCAGUGAUAGUUUUACAGCUCCUGCACCUUCAACAGAGAAACUCACCCGUGGAAACCCGGUUGAUCUCCGUGGCAUCGAAAAAUAGUCGUAAUUGGAGCCAGGAUUAAGUUGUGCCGAGGCGUGAACUACAGGCAGUCACGCACGUAACAUCCUGUCACCUAUCUGGAAACCGUAGGAAAAGUAUCUAAGAGUCACACAAACCGGCACAACCAGUUCUCCCGAGUGUCUCUCGUCCUGCCGUGAGUGGUUGCUGCUCGCUGAGUUGUCUCUCCUAGCUGGUAAAUUAAAGGGAGACCUCGACUCGCUGCUAAGAUACGAGAGUGAACACUUCAGCAGUCUGUAGAAGCUCAACACUCAAGACUCAACACUCUCUUCCCCUGCACACACACACACACACACACACACACACACACACACACGCACACACGCACACACACGGUGAGCCACGAUGAAGGCUUCACUGUCCUUACUCGCGAUGCUUCUUAAGACAUAUUUUCCUGCAGUCGGAGCUUCCUCCAGCCCCGCCCCGGACACGCGCUGCCCCGCCAGUAUUACCAUCUCGGGGGAUGAGGAAUGGGCGAACAUUACCACCGUGCAAAAUAAGUCGCACGACUGGGGCACCGUCUUCUACAUGAGCCCUGAUCCAGGCUUCAGGGGCGUCAUGCUCGUGGCGGCGGGCGAUGCCUGGCAGCACGACGCCUGGUUCACGCUGGACAACACUUGCUUCCCUCGGCACGCACAGUGGUGGAGGUUGGCGGCACGUGUAUGGAGAAUGAUGAACGAUGACACCAACAGUGAUAACUAUCUUGUGUUUAUAGUAAAGAUUGGUGAUUGUGCUCUUAAGUGCCGCAGAGGAGGCUUCCGCGAUCCCAUGAAUGUUAAUGUUGCUGCUCAGGGGCCCUCAAGGUGGAGAUUAGGUCACCCGGAGCCAUGCACUGUAGAAGGAAACACAACACAAAACCCCUCAUUGAUAAACUGCACCACCACCUUUACAACCACCACCACCACCACCACCACCCCUACAACCACCACCACCACCACCACCACCACCACCAUCGCCAUCAUAGUCGUGCCGGUGAUGAUUGGUGUUGCUGUUGUUGUUGUUCUGCUAGUGGUGGUCAUCAAGUGUUACCGGCAGCGAAGGGGAAAUCCAGAUGUAAGGAUGCGAUUCCAAGGUGUCCCGUCCGCCAGCGAGAGCGUGGUGGUCGAGAACAGCCUGUACGAGACCGUGGACAACACCCGCAGGACCGAGGUGGUCGAGAACAGCCUGUACGAGACCGUGGACAACAUCCGCAGGACCGAGGUGGUCGAGAACAGCCUGUACGAGACCGUGGACAACACCCGCGGGACCGAGGUGGUCGAGAACAGCCUGUACGAGACCUUGGACAACACCCGCAGGACCGAGGUGGUCGAGAACAGCCUGUACGAGACCUUGGACAACACCCGCGGGACCGAGGUGGUCGAGAACAGCCUGUACGAGACCGUGGACAACACCCGCAGGACCGAGGUGGUCGAGAACAGCCUGUACGAGACCUUGGACAACACCCGCAGGACCGAGGUGGUCGAGAACAGCCUGUACGAGACCGUGGACAACACCCGCAGGACCGAGGUGGUCGAGAACAGCCUGUACGAGACCUUGGACAACACCCGCGGGACCGAGGUGGUCGAGAACAGCCUGUACGAGACCUUGGACAACACCCGCAGGACCGAGGUGGUCGAGAACAGCCUGUACGAGACCGUGGACAACACCCGCAGGACCGAGGUGGUCGAGAACAGCCUGUACGAGACCGUGGACAACACCCGCAGGACCGAGGUGGUCGAGAACAGCCUGUACGAGCCCUUUGAAAACGUGAGGAAGCCGCGGUAAGGGAGAAGGGAAUGGAAGAGGGAGAUGAGGAGCAAGCGUGAGAACAUGGCAGCAAAAGCCUGUCGGUUCAUCACGAGGCUGCCUGCUUUAGCGACAGUGUUAAUCCGUUCGUCACCACUUGAGUGACCUGCGGCACAGACUAAACCACUUUUGUACGUACAUACGCGCGGGCACGUUAACUUCACCCGUGACGCAGCAAAGUGCGAUCCUGAAAGAAAAUUAUCGUUUUCGAGCAAACUACUCCUGCAGGAAGGCUGUCCCAGUGGCGGUCGGGUCUUCGAGAAAUAACUCCUGCCGAUAUCUGUAAGGUGGGCGAGACGACGCAUCCCCAGCGUAUGGCCCCAUUGAUUAGUGGAUUGGUGUCUAUACUGAAUCACUUCGCUUGCGGGAAGGGGAGCUGGAGGACGAAGAUGAAAAAGAAGAAGAGGAGGAGGAGGAGGAGGAGACUUAUGACGAGGUUCCCUGCUUUGUUCGUUAGACGGGGACUUGAGGGGACACGAAACAGUUUAUCACGUGUGUACGCGGCCAUGGGGACGUUGAGGCGCUGACGUGUGCUGAGAAUGAUGACGAGAAGAUGAACGAGAUGGAGACGAAGACGAAAAAGACGAAGACGAAGAAGACGAAAAA
Eriocheir sinensis (Chinese mitten crab) is the source of this 2747-nucleotide messenger RNA. RefSeq lists its product as uncharacterized. The transcript is spliced from 2 exons. Lineage: Eukaryota; Metazoa; Arthropoda; Malacostraca; Decapoda; Varunidae. The record is from RefSeq and is a predicted model, not a curated record. Bases 702 to 2120 code for a protein of 472 amino acids.